This is a messenger RNA of Mus pahari (shrew mouse), 3010 nucleotides long. It is a transcript of the gene Thbs4, whose product is annotated as thrombospondin 4. Gene Ontology annotation, biological process: cell adhesion. Lineage: Eukaryota; Metazoa; Chordata; Mammalia; Rodentia; Muridae. The transcript has 21 exons. The record is from RefSeq and is a predicted model, not a curated record. Gene Ontology annotation, molecular function: calcium ion binding. Gene Ontology annotation, cellular component: extracellular region. The coding region runs from base 125 to 2941 and encodes 938 amino acids.
GCUGCACACUGCCCUGCCCGCCACCUGCGCGCUCACUGCCCAAGGCCAGCAAACAGCGCCCUACGCCGGCAAAGCCACGCCGACGCUGUCGCCUGCACAGCCCUCAGGGAGCAGAAGAGUCACCAUGCAGGCCCCACGCGCGGCCGCCUUCCUCCUGCUGCACCUGGUCCUGCAGCCUUGGCAGCGGACGAGCGCCCAGGCCACACCCCAGGUCUUUGACCUUCUGCCGUCCUCCAGCCAGAGGCUGAACCCCAGUGCCCUGCAGCCAGUCCUGACAGAUCCCACCCUGCGCGAUCUCUAUGUCAUCUCUACCUUCAAGCUGCAGAGUAAAAGCUCAGCCACCAUCUUUGGCCUCUACUCCUCAAGUGACAACAGCAAAUACUUUGAAUUCACUGUGAUGGGACGGCUGAACAAAGCCAUCCUCCGCUACCUGAAGAACGACGGGAAGAUCCAUCUGGUGGUGUUCAACAACUUGCAGCUGGCAGAUGGGAGGCGCCACAGGGUUCUCCUGAGACUGAGCAAUUUGCAGAGAGGGGCUGGCUCUGUAGAACUCUACCUGGACUGUGCUCAGGUGGACUCGGUGCACAACCUCCCUGCAGCCUUUUCUGGCCUCACCCAGAACCCAGAGUCCAUUGAAUUGAGGACGUUCCAGAGGAAGCCCCAGGACUUCCUGGAAGAGCUGAAGCUGGUGGUGCGGGGCUCGCUGUUCCAGGUGGCCAGCCUCCAAGACUGCUUCCUGCAACAGAGUGAGCCUCUGGCUGCCACAAGCACAGGAGACUUUAAUCGACAGUUCUUGGGUCAAAUGACACAACUGAACCAGCUCCUUGGAGAGGUGAAAGAUCUUCUGAGGCAGCAGGUCAAGGAAACAUCAUUUCUGCGAAACACAAUUGCUGAAUGCCAGGCUUGUGGUCCUCUCAGUUUUCAGUCCCCAACUCCAAACACACUGGUGCCCAUAGCUCCUCCAGCACCCCCAACUCGCCCAACACGCCACUGUGACUCCAGCCCUUGUUUCCGAGGUGUCCGAUGUACAGACACCAGGGAUGGCUUCCAAUGUGGACCCUGCCCAGAUGGUUACACGGGAAACGGGAUCACCUGCUCUGACGUGGAUGAGUGCAAAUACCAUCCCUGCUAUCCAGGUGUGCGCUGUGUGAAUUUGGCUCCGGGUUUCAGAUGUGACGCCUGUCCAGUAGGCUUCACGGGGCCCAUGGUGCAGGGUGUCGGGAUCAACUUUGCUAAAACAAAUAAGCAGGGAUCUUAUCGCUGUGGGCCUUGCAAACCAGGGUACACUGGUGAUCAGACGAGGGGAUGCAAGACUGAAAGGAGCUGCCGGAACCCAGAGCAGAACCCAUGCAGUGUGCAUGCGCAGUGCAUUGAGGAGCGGCAAGGGGAUGUGACGUGUGUGUGUGGAGUUGGCUGGGCUGGUGAUGGCUAUGUCUGUGGAAAGGACGUGGACAUUGACAGUUACCCUGAUGAAGAACUGCCAUGCUCCGCCAGGAACUGCAAAAAGGAUAACUGCAAGUAUGUGCCAAACUCUGGCCAGGAAGAUGCAGAUAGAGACGGCAUCGGAGAUGCAUGUGAUGAGGAUGCAGAUGGAGAUGGGAUCUUGAAUGAACAGGACAACUGUGUCCUGACUCACAAUAUAGACCAAAGGAACAGUGAUAAAGAUAUCUUUGGGGAUGCCUGUGACAACUGCCGGAUGGUCCUGAAUAACGACCAGAAGGAUACCGACGGAGAUGGGAGAGGAGACGCCUGUGAUGACGACAUGGAUGGAGACGGAAUAAAAAACAUUUUGGACAACUGUCCCAGAGUUCCCAACCGUGACCAGCAGGAUCGGGAUGGUGACGGUGUCGGAGAUGCUUGUGACAGCUGUCCUGAUGUCAGUAACCCUAACCAGUCGGAUGUGGAUAACGAUCUGGUUGGGGACUCCUGUGACACCAACCAAGACAGUGACGGGGAUGGCCACCAGGACAGCACAGACAACUGCCCCACCGUCAUCAACAGUUCCCAGUUGGACACUGACAAAGAUGGGAUUGGCGAUGAAUGUGAUGACGAUGAUGAUAACGACGGCAUCCCAGACCUGGUGCCCCCUGGCCCAGACAACUGCAGGCUCGUCCCCAACCCAACCCAGGAAGAUAGCAACAAUGAUGGAGUAGGAGAUAUCUGUGAAGCUGACUUCGACCAGGACCAGGUCAUCGAUCGCAUUGAUGUGUGCCCUGAGAAUGCAGAGAUCACCCUGACUGACUUCAGGGCCUACCAGACAGUGGUCCUGGACCCUGAAGGGGACGCUCAGAUCGACCCCAACUGGGUGGUCCUGAACCAGGGCAUGGAGAUUGUGCAGACCAUGAACAGUGACCCUGGCCUAGCAGUUGGGUACACGGCAUUUAACGGAGUUGACUUUGAAGGGACCUUCCACGUAAACACCCAGACAGACGACGACUAUGCUGGCUUUAUUUUUGGUUACCAAGACAGCUCCAGCUUCUAUGUGGUCAUGUGGAAGCAGACAGAACAGACGUACUGGCAGGCUACACCGUUCCGUGCAGUAGCAGAACCUGGUAUUCAGCUCAAGGCUGUGAAGUCUAAAACUGGCCCAGGGGAACAUCUCCGAAACUCCCUGUGGCACACGGGGGAUACCAGUGACCAGGUCAGGCUGCUGUGGAAGGACUCCAGGAAUGUGGGCUGGAAGGACAAGGUCUCCUACCGCUGGUUCCUGCAGCAUAGGCCCCAGGUGGGCUACAUCAGGGUGCGCUUUUAUGAAGGCUCGGAGUUGGUGGCUGACUCUGGGGUCACCAUAGACACCACCAUGCGUGGAGGCCGACUUGGUGUGUUCUGCUUCUCUCAAGAAAACAUCAUCUGGUCCAACCUCAAGUACCGCUGCAAUGAUACCAUACCAGAGGACUUCCAGGAGUUCCAGACCCAGAGUUUCGACCGCUUGGAUAAUUAAGCCAAGAAGCAAUCCCACAAUGGCUUUCUCAAACACCACAAACAACAUCUUUUUUAAAAACUUCCUGUA